AUGCCCCGCCAGUAUCACCCGUGCUGUCCGUACCCAGUGCCCUCCGUGUUCCCGUGCUGCCCCCCGUGUUCCCGUGCUGCCCUGAUCUCCCCGUGCUGCCCCGUUCUGCCUGUGUUGUGCCCAUUCCCGUGCCGUGUUGCCCCGUUCAGCCCUUGUCCUACCCCCUUCUUCCUGUGCAGCCCCGUUGUCCCCGUGUUUCCCCGUUCUGCCCGUGUUGCCCCGUUCAGCCCGUGUCCUGCCCCGUUCAGCCCGUGUCCUGCCCCGUUCUGCCCGUGUUGCCCCGUUCAGCCCGUGUCCUGCCCCGUUCUGCCCGUGUUGCCCUGUUCUGCCCGUGCUGCCCCGUUCUGCCCGUUUGUGCCCUACCCAUGCUAUCCGUACCCGUUGGUGCCCCACCCGUGCUGUCACUUCUCGCUCGUGCCCCACCCGGUCUGUGCUGCCCGGUCUCGUGCUGUCCGUCACCCCCGUGCGGCCCGUCCCGUACAGCACCUAGUUGCUACCCGAACCCGCUACCCGUACCCGUGCUCCUCGCACACCGUGCACCAGCUGCGGGGCGUUCAACCGCAGCCGGGCACCUUCAGGGACCACUUUCUCUCCCUUUGCCCCACUGAGCUCACCGUCGACCUGCUCGAGGAGCGCCUCCUUGCAGCUGAGACUAGCAUACUCGUUGUAGGAGCUUCUCGCGGUGACCCUCGCGCCCCUUUCUUUGAGGGGUGCUCCCUCGUCACUCUUUUUCCCUCUGUUGCUUCUGCUGUUGUUGUCGACCUUGUUGGCACGGAGGAGGUCGGGGCUGCGUCUGCUCGUAGUGGGAGGCGCCACAGUGUCAAGGACAAGGGGGGCAAGGGUGGUGGAGGGGACGGCGGGGGCGGCGGUGGUGGCGGUGGAGGAGGCGGAGGGUGUGGGGGUGGAGGUGGGGGUGGUGGCGGGAGUGGGGGCGUCCGUGGCGACGGUGGAGGUGGAGGUGACACCGGCAGCGGCAGUGGGGGUGGCGGCGGCGGUGGUGCUGGUCGGGGUGGAGCCACGCAACGUGGAGGCUUUGGAGGCGGCCAGCGACAACAGCAGCCGCGUUCCCGUGAGGCCCCAUCGCCCCAGCAGCUUCGUGAGUGGUACUGUGGGCGUGGGAGGUCUGGGGGUGCUGGUCCCGGCGCUUACGUUCUCCGCACCGGCGAGCGUCGUGGGGAGAUGUGCGGGCUGCCACAUGCGACGCAGCGCUGUUUCGGUCGCCUGACUGACGCCUGGCGCACACAGUUUCCUGACGCCACUGAGCUCCCCCGCUUGGGUGAUCUGCUUAAGUCUGGUGUUGCUAUCAUUGACCUUGAUUACGAUGCUAUCCUUGCUGCAAUGUAUGCUGUGAUUAUUAGUGUUGAGGGUAACUUUUACCUAUGUGUGCCACCCGACCCUGGUAUAAAGGCUGCUGCUCUAGGUGCUAGUGAGUCUGCUGCUCCAGGUGCUGGUGAGUCUGCUCCCUCAGGUUCUGCGCCUGCUCAGGCCUUGCACACCUUCACACUUAACUCAGGUUCUUCCUGCUCCUUCUUUUGCAACAGCACCACCCUCACGCCGCUCAGUCGGUCGGUUGCAGUCUCCCUGGCGGACCCCUCUGGGGGCCCUGUCCUUGCGCACUCCUCUACGGUUCUGCUGUGUCCGGCGGUCCCGUCUGGCUCACUGUCGGGCCUUCAACUCCCCUCGUUCUCUACAAACUUGGUGAGUGGAGCUGACCUCCGGGACGUGUGGGUUGACCAUUUCACUCCUAGAGGUCAGCGGGUGACCCACUGUACGUGUACUCGGACAGGCCGCCACCUGGCCACGUUCACCCGUCAGCCUGGGUCGAGCCUGUACACAUUGACAACUGCGUCCCCUCCUGUUACUGCGUCUGGUCAGGUAGCCGCGUCUGGUCAGGUGUUUGCUGUCGCGUCCAGGUAG
This is a messenger RNA of Closterium sp. NIES-65, 1917 nucleotides long. The record is from the annotation of a GenBank genome assembly. Lineage: Eukaryota; Viridiplantae; Streptophyta; Zygnematophyceae; Desmidiales; Closteriaceae.